CGGCCCAAUCCUUCAUCUUCUAAAAGCGUGUAAAAGUGUAAAACAAAUGUUCGUGUUGCACAAGUCUCCGGUGUUCUUUCCGUCAAUCAUUCUCCGGAACCAUGUCUGCUGAAUCUGCUUCCUCAAUUUUCAGAAAUCAGGUCGAUUUGCUCGAUUUCAUCGACUGGACCGGAGUUGAAUGCCUCAAUCAGAACACUAGUCAUCCUAUGCCUAAUGCUCUCAAACAGGGUUAUAGAGAAGACGAGGGUCUAAAUCUGGAGAGUGAUGCAGAUGAGCAACUAUUGAUCUAUAUACCAUUCACUCAAGUUAUCAAACUGCAUUCUAUUGUCAUUAAAGGACCCGAGGAGGAAGGUCCUCAAACCGUUAAGCUUUAUACAAACAAGGAUCACAUGGGAUUUAGUAACGUUAGCGACUACCCUCCUAGUGAUACACUUACUUUAUCCCCUGAGAAUCUCCAGGGAAAGCCGGUUGUGUUGAAGUAUGUUAAGUUUCAAAACGUCCGCAGCUUGACGAUAUUCAUCGAGGACAAUCAAUCUGGCUCUGAUAUCACAAAAGUCCAAAAGAUUAUUCUGCAAGGAACCACAGUCGAAACGACAGAUAUGAAGGGCUUGAAGAAGAUCGAAGAGCAUUGAUGAAGCGGGUUAUUCGAACUGGUUUACUGUCCUGACUCUUUUGCUUUAAUGGCAUGUAAUGCAAGUCAUAGAUUUGGGUCUACCAUUACAAACAUGUGUAUAAUAAGGUCAUGCACAUUCUUUGUGGCAUUUGCUUUGUAUUCUAGCACUUUGUUUUCGAGACCACUUCUUUUUAAAGUAGUGAUUGGAUUCCUCAGGUUAUCGUUGUUAA
Messenger RNA from Helianthus annuus (common sunflower), 843 nucleotides. Its product is annotated as PITH domain-containing protein At3g04780. The record is from RefSeq and is a predicted model, not a curated record. The transcript is spliced from 7 exons. Lineage: Eukaryota; Viridiplantae; Streptophyta; Magnoliopsida; Asterales; Asteraceae. The coding region runs from base 102 to 632 and encodes 176 amino acids.